AUGCUGCUGUUCGCCCUGCUGCAGGAGCGGGGCGGGGGCCGGGGGCGGCCAGCGGGGAUGCCCCGCCGCGGGCGCGCGCCGCCCUGGAGCCUCGCCUGGAUUUGCUGCUGGGUUUUCGCCGGCUUUCAGGCGGCCUGGGCUGGGGACUUGCCCUCCUCCUCCUCCUCCUCCAGCCGCCCGCUUCCUCCUUGCCAGGAGAAAGAUUACCACUUUGAAUAUACGGAAUGUGAUAGCAGUGGCUCCAGGUGGAGAGUUGCCAUUCCCAAUUCUGCAGUGGACUGUUCCGGCCUGCCUGACCCAGUGAGGGGCAAAGAAUGCACUUUUUCCUGCGCUUCUGGAGAGUAUCUAGAGAUGAAGAACCAGGUAUGCAGUAAGUGUGCCGAAGGCACCUACUCCUUGGGCAGUGGCAUCAAAUUUGAUGAAUGGGAUGAAUUGCCAGCAGGAUUUUCCAACGUUGCAACAUUCAUGGACACUGUGGUGGGCCCUUCUGACAACAGGCCAGACGGCUGUAACAACUCUUCUUGGAUCCCUCGUGGAAACUACAUAGAGUCUAAUCGUGAUGACUGUACGGUGUCUCUAAUCUAUGCUGUGCACCUUAAGAAGUCAGGCUAUGUCUUCUUUGAGUACCAGUAUGUCGACAACAACAUCUUCUUUGAAUUCUUCAUUCAAAAUGAUCAGUGCCAGGAGAUGGAUACCACCACAGACAAGUGGGUAAAACUCACUGACAAUGGAGAAUGGGGCUCUCAUUCUGUAAUGCUGAAAUCAGGCACAAACAUACUGUACUGGAGAACAACAGGCAUCCUUAUGGGCUCUAAGGCUGUCAAGCCUGUCUUGGUGAAAAAUAUCACAAUUGAAGGUGUGGCUUACACUUCAGAAUGUUUUCCAUGUAAGCCAGGGACAUUCAGCAACAGGCCAGGUUCAUUCAACUGCCAGGUGUGUCCCAGAAACACCUAUUCUGAGAAAGGGGCCAAAGAAUGCAUAAGGUGUAAAGAGGAUGCCCAGUUUUCAGAGGAAGGAUCCAGUGAGUGCACGGAGCGCCCACCCUGUACCACAAAAGACUAUUUCCAGAUCCAUACUCCAUGUGAUGAAGAUGGAAAGACGCAGAUAAUGUACAAGUGGAUAGAACCCAAAAUCUGCAGGGAAGAUCUCACCGAUGCUAUUAGAUUGCCCCCUUCUGGAGAGAAGAAAGAUUGUCCACCUUGCAACCCUGGAUUUUAUAACAAUGGUUCAUCUUCAUGUCAACCCUGCCCUCCUGGGACCUUUUCAGAUGGAACAAAGGAAUGUAGACCAUGUCCAGCGGGAACGGAGCCGGCACUUGGGUUUGAAUAUAAAUGGUGGAAUGUCCUUCCUGGCAACAUGAAAACUUCCUGUUUCAAUGUUGGGAAUUCCAAGUGUGACGGAAUGAAUGGUUGGGAGGUGGCUGGAGAUCAUAUCCAGAGUGGAGCUGGAGGUUCUGAUAAUGAUUACCUGAUCUUAAACUUGCAUAUUCCAGGAUUUAAACCACCAACAUCUAUGACUGGAGCCACAGGUUCUGAACUAGGAAGAAUAACCUUUGUCUUUGAGACCCUCUGUUCAGCCGACUGUGUCCUGUACUUCAUGGUGGAUAUUAAUAGAAAAAGUACCAAUGUGGUGGAAUCAUGGGGUGGAACCAAAGAAAAACAAGCAUACACCCACAUCAUCUUCAAGAAUGCCACAUUUACAUUUACAUGGGCAUUCCAGAGAACUAAUCAAGGUCAAGAUAAUAGACGGUUCAUCAAUGACAUGGUGAAGAUCUAUUCUAUCAUAGCCACUAAUGCAGUUGAUGGGGUGGCGUCUUCAUGCCGUGCCUGUGCCCUUGGUUCUGAACAGUCGGGCUCAUCGUGUGUCCCCUGCCCCCCAGGCCACUACAUUGAGAAAGAAACCAACCAGUGCAAGGAGUGUCCACCUGACACCUACCUGUCCAUACAUCAGGUCUAUGGCAAGGAGGCUUGUAUUCCCUGUGGGCCUGGGAGUAAAAGCACUCAGGAUCACUCAGUUUGCUAUAGCGACUGCUUUUUCUACCAUGAAAAAGAAAAUCAGAGUUUGCAUUAUGACUUCAGCAACCUCAGCAGCGUGGGUUCCUUAAUGAAUGGGCCCAGCUUCACCUCCAAAGGAACAAAAUAUUUCCAUUUCUUCAAUAUCAGUUUAUGUGGGCAUGAGGGGAAGAAGAUGGCUCUCUGUACUAAUAACAUAUCGGAUUUUACAGUAAAGGAAAUGGUGGCAGGAUCAGAUGAUUACACCAACUUGGUAGGGGCUUUUGUGUGCCAGUCAACAAUUAUCCCUUCUGAAAGUAAGGGUUUCCGAGCAGCCUUGUCAUCCCAGUCCAUCAUUCUGGCAGACACAUUUUUAGGCGUAACAGUUGAAACCACAUUGCAAAACAUUAAUAUAAAAGAAGACAUGUUCCCAGUUUCACCAAGCCAAAUACCAGAUGUGCAUUUCUUUUAUAAGUCUUCCACAACUACAACAUCCUGUAUUAAUGGCCGAUCAACUGCUGUGAAAAUGAGGUGUAAUCCUACUAAACCUGGAGCGGGCAUGAUUUCAGUCCCCAGCAAAUGCCCAGCAGGCACCUGUGAUGGAUGUGCAUUCUAUUUCUUAUGGGAGAGUGCUGAAGCUUGCCCUCUGUGCACCGAGCAUGACUUCCAUGAGAUUGAGGGAGCCUGCAAACGAGGAUUUCAGGAAACCUUAUAUGUCUGGAAUGAACCUAAAUGGUGCAUUAAAGGAAUUUCUUUGCCUGAGAAAAAGCUGUCUACCUGUGAAACAGUUGACUUUUGGCUAAAAGUAGGAGCAGGCGUGGGAGCUUUCACAGCCGUUUUGCUGGUGGCUCUAACAUGCUACUUCUGGAAGAAGAAUCAAAAACUGGAGUACAAAUAUUCCAAAUUAGUAAUGACAACUAACUCAAAAGAGUGUGAACUCCCGGCUGCAGACAGUUGUGCUAUAAUGGAAGGAGAAGAUAAUGAAGAGGAAGUUGUAUAUUCAAAUAAACAGUCUCUACUGGGAAAACUCAAAUCUUUGGCAACAAAGGAAAAAGAAGACCAUUUUGAAUCUGUUCAAUUGAAAUCCUCAAGAUCACCCAAUAUAUGAAGAGACAGUGCUGUAGCCUUCAGACUAAUGAACAAAGAAACCGGCUCUGUGGGUUUACAGGACCCUAUGUUAGGGUGUGUCUUCACACCUGUCAUGUUGGUUGUCUCACAGAGGAAAGCCUUGGCACUGAAAUGAGAAAGAGGUUGAAACGUUUGAUUGCCUUAUCACAUGGUCUAGUACCUUGCCAAACAAAGGAAAGCAAAUGAUUUGGGUCUCAACUGAAGAUGAAACUUAACUCAGGAAGAGAUUUAUCUGUAUAUACACAUAACUGAAAACCAAGUUUAAGCCCACCAGUGCACUGCUGAUGCAUGCCAUAUAAUUAUUGGGUAAUUUUUAUUCUUUAUAAUGUCUACAUAAAAAGUGUGCUUUGGAGGGCAGAUGUGAGCAUAAGCCUUGUGAUCUUGUUUAUGUCUUGUCUUUG
Messenger RNA from Marmota flaviventris (yellow-bellied marmot), 3520 nucleotides. The record is from RefSeq and is a predicted model, not a curated record. NCBI's taxonomy places the organism in Eukaryota, Metazoa, Chordata, Mammalia, Rodentia, Sciuridae.